Neolamprologus brichardi is the source of this 1152-nucleotide messenger RNA. Lineage: Eukaryota; Metazoa; Chordata; Actinopteri; Cichliformes; Cichlidae. The record is from RefSeq and is a predicted model, not a curated record.
AUGCUGAGCCGGACGAUAAAGCAGGUCAGUGACGGCAGUGUCGGUGCUGCGCAGCGACUCACCGACACACGAAGUCUUCAUCAGACAGACGACGAAUCAUCUUCAUCAGACAGCGCGCAUGCGGGCAGUACUGAUGGUGCUUUCGGCGCCGUAAAGAACCCCUGGGGUUACGCCGCGCCCUACAGAGAGCGGACGAAGGCAGACCCGGACUCGGACUGGGUCGUCACCGGAGGCAGUUCAGGUGGAAGCGCCGCAGCUGUGGCCUCGCUCACCAGCUACCUAGCUUUGGGGUCAGACACGGGCGGAUCCACGCGAAACCCCGGGUCGUUGUGUGGCGUCGUGGCCCUGAAGCCCACGUAUGGUCUGCUGUCCAGACACGGUCUCAUCCCCCUCGUUAACUCCAUGGACGUCCCGGGCAUAAUGACGCGCAGCGUGAACGACGCGGCCGUCGUCUUAGGUAUCCUCCAAGGCCUCGACGUCAGAGAUUCAACAACAGUUCCCGCCCCGUCAUCACUAACAGAGCUUCCUGAAGACUUUGAUGUUAGGAACAUCUGUGUGGGCAUCCCUAAGGAGUAUCACGCCCCGGGCCUCUCCGAGGAGACUCUGGCCCAGUGGAGCAGCGUGGCCGACUUGUUUGAGGAAGCCGGAGCGCGGGUGGAGCGAGUGUCGCUCCCCCAUACGCAGUACUCCAUCGUGUGCUACCACGUCCUGUGCCACGCCGAGGUGGCGUCCAACAUGGCCCGGUUUGACGGCCUGGAAUACGGCCACCGCAGCCAGACGGACGGCUCGACAGAGGUCAUGUACGCCUCGAGCAGACACGAGGGCUUCAACGACGUCGUCAGAGGGAGGAUUCUGUCCGGGAACUACUUCCUGCUAAAACGGAACUACCAGCACUACUUUGUGAAGGCUCAGAAAGUUCGCCGGCUCAUCGCGAAUGACUUCCAGCACGUGUUCAGCUCUGGUGUCGACGUGCUGCUGACGCCCACCACGCUGACGGAUGCGGCUCGUUACCGCGACUUCACUCAGGAAGAUAACCGAACGCGCAGCGCACAGGAAGACGUCUUCACGCAGCCCGCCAACAUGGCAGGUUUCCGCUUCCUCUGCAAAGAUGUUCUGAAACAUAACGGCCCCAAACUCCUGCUGUUCACCUGA